AUGGAGCAAGAAAAAUUAUGUAAAGAUAACAUUUUAAAGAAGAAGUUUGAGAUGCUAAGACAACAAUUAUAUGCAGAGUCUUUAGCACGCUUUCAAGGAGGUUCUCCUUAUAUUUAUCCCCUGUAUGGUCUGGGAGAGCUGCCCCAGGCAUUUGCUCGGUUGAGUGCUGUUUAUGGUGGCACCUACAUGCUCAGCAAGCCAGAAUGCAAGGUAGAGUUCGAAAACGGAAAGGCCUUUGGUGUGACUUCCGAAGGAGAAACUGCAAAAUGCAAAAAAGUUGUAUGUGAUCCUUCGUAUUUGCCUGACAAGGUGAAGAAGAUAGGGAAAGUUGCCCGUGCUAUAUGUAUUAUGAGUCAUCCAAUCCCAAGCACCCAUGAUUCUCACUCAGUCCAGGUUAUUCUACCUCAGAAGCAACUUGGACGUAAAUCAGAUAUGUACCUGUUUUGCUGCUCCUAUUCCCACAAUGUAGCUCCAAAAGGGAAAUACAUUGCUUUUGUGUUGACAGAAGCAGAGACUGAUAAUCCUCAGGUGGAGUUGAAAGCUGGCACAGAUCUCCUUGGGCCUAUAGACGAAAUCUUCUUCGACACUUAUGACAGAUACGAACCUACCAACCAGAAUGAUGGGGACAACUGUUUCAUCUCUGCGAGUUACGAUGCUACGACACACUUCGAGACUACGGUCCAAGAUGUGAUCGCCAUGUACAGCAAGAUAACUGGAAAGACUCUUGACUUGAGUGUGGACCUGAGUGCUGCCAGCGCUGCUGAAGAAUGA
Molecule: messenger RNA, 771 nt
Organism: Prunus armeniaca (apricot)
Lineage: Eukaryota; Viridiplantae; Streptophyta; Magnoliopsida; Rosales; Rosaceae
Source: the annotation of a GenBank genome assembly